AUACAUGCUCAUAUGUAAGCCGGGAGUGGGAGGUGCCGAGGAAAAGUUGCGCUCGGGGUGAAGGCUGCGAUGGCGUCUCCACCCCUCUUUUCAUCAAUAAAUAAUUGAUUAUAUAGGCAUUAUGAAUAUUUCUGUAAGUGUGCGUGUAGACUAGGUGAUAAUAAUAUGUAUUGUAAGUAGUACAUUUUUACACUUUACUUUACACGUUACACACACUCACACACAUUUGACAAAUCAUAAACUCGUAUAUGUGAUAAAAAUUUCGGCUAAAACUUAAGAUUGGUCUUCAUAUUAAUUUUUAACAUUCUUGUCUCAAUCUACUUUCGAAAUUCUAACCACCCCCCUGACUGCCCCCGAAAAUAAAAAAUUAUUUUUUUUAAUUAUAGCUAAAUAAAGUAGUUAACCGUAGUUAUCCCUCUUUACCGUAGCGGAAGACAGUCUAUUCUACUCAUUCUUUCCUGGUUUGCGACAACAAUGAAGGGUGAUAAAUAAAUAAAGAAUAUUUUUCUAUUUUCUUUAUAGACCUACAGGUCUCUUGUUAUGAUGGCUGAAUCCAUGUCAAGUGAAAUCGUACAUCUAAAUGUUGGGGGAACAAGGUGAAACUUAUUAAUAUUGUUGUUGGCUGUAUGGUCUACCUCUCGUCUGUCGAUUUUUGUAGCCUAGGCCUAGUUACCCUAGGCCUAGGCCUAGUAGUUAGUAGCCUAGUACAUAUUAUUAGAUAGAUAGUGUACAGUACAGUGUUCAGAAACAGUUGAGUACUGAGACUCAGUGUACCGAGACUUGGUUUAGUCCUAGUCUCUUUUAGUAUGGAUUCUAUCUAGUUCCUUGCCUAAUCCUACUCUAUGCCAUGGUAAUCUACCACUUGAGCGUCGGCCAAGAAAAAAUCCUGCUGUUCCGGUUGGAAGGGCUAUUUAAACAACUAUUCUUAUAUUAUUUUUUUAAUGACAUUGGUUGUACGUAUUCAUUCCCCCAAGUUGACUAUGAAGUUUUAAAAAAUAUAAUUUCAACUAAAACGGUUGUGGUACAUGAAUCCACGUAAAUGUGAAGGGGAAAGAUCACCGCUUGUGCCUAACUGUCUUUUCAGUUUACGCUUUUUGAGCAUUCACAUUUUCCACAUUCUGUGUUUGGACAUCGGCGUCAUCUGGAUCAAAAAAAUAAUUGUAGUCUCUUUUUCUUCCUGGCAUAUCUGUAGUUUGGCAGUAAUAAUUAUUUAAAUGUAUUAGUAUUGUGCUACAGUAUAUAACUUAAUAGCCUAUACGAAAUCAAAAAUAUUAAUAGACUCCAAUGUAUAGGUACUCCAACUCAAAAUUUCAGAUACAUCUGACAUACACAAGGAGCAUAUCAUUGGAAAGAGCUGACUUUAAGCUUUCCAUUGACACCAAGAUAAUCUUUCUAUCACUUAUAGAAGAAAAGUUAUGAAUUUUUUAGUGAUUUAUUUUUUCCCACUAUUUGGCUUUGUAUUUAAUUUUUAAAACUGUGAUCGAAUUAUUACUCUUUUUGUACUAUUUUGGUUGUAUCUUGUUGGCUUUNAGGAGCAUAUCAUUGGAAAGAGCUGACUUUAAGCUUUCCAUUGACACCAAGAUAAUCUUUCUAUCACUUAUAGAAGAAAAGUUAUGAAUUUUUUAGUGAUUUAUUUUUUCCCACUAUUUGGCUUUGUAUUUAAUUUUUAAAACUGUGAUCGAAUUAUUACUCUUUUUGUACUAUUUUGGUUGUAUCUUGUUGGCUUUUAAAGUUAGACUGCUCAAAUUUGGAGGACACAUUUACAAUACAAUGUUUAACAAAAUUAAACACAUGAAUUUUGAAUUAACUUAUUAUAUUUUUUGAAAAAAAAAUUUUAUAAGCAUAUAGCAUGGAUAACGACAAUUGUCGAAAAAAAAAAUUUCUUAAAAAAAUGACAUAAUUAUUAAACCAAUAAAGCUAUCAAUAUGAAAUUUUCAAUACAAACAGAUAAUGUCCAUCUAAAAGUAAGGCAUAUUUAAAAUAAAUAAAAUUCUGAUCAGAAAAAUUUAUGCAGUAUUAGAAAUAAUAUUUUAUGAAAAGCAACUGCGGCCGAGAAAUUUUUUACAUUUAAAUAUACAACUUUUAAACUAAUAAAGCUAAUGCAAUCAAAUUUUCAGUAAAAAUAGAUAGUGUCCAACCAAAUAUAAUAGAGUAUUAAAAUAUAUCAAAAGCAAUUAAAAUCAUGCUAUACAAAAUUUUAAAAUGUCAUGUAAUCUGUCGACAUUGUUUCGGCUCCGGAGGUCUAGCAACACUUCAUCCUCAUCGAUUGGUACAUUAAAAAAAUAUGCCUCCAUUGUCAAUAUCAAAUUGGGUUGUUUGUUGAUCUCCUCCAAGUAAAUACAUAGCAAAAUUACAGGGAAUGAUUACAAUCUGUAACUCUGGAAAAUAAAAAAUAAAGAUUAGGACUAUUAAUUUAUGAAUACCGGUACAUGUAAAUAAUGAUUCAAUAUUUUUAAAUAGGCUUCACAAUGUUCUUUAUUAUAUGUACACUUAUAGCUGAUAAUAACUAGGACUAGGGGAUAUCUUACUAUCUAAUUCAUUGCUAUUUGUAUGUCAAAGCACUUUUAUCACUUUGACUUUGUUGUUUUAUCUCAGUAUAUGUAUUAGUUUUAUUGAUCCAAAGCCUGCUCUUAUAUAAUAACUAUAUAGGCCUAAAGUGUAAUUAUUAUUAAAAACCAGUUAUUAAAAAGUUUAUUUAAAAUCAAACUACUAAGUUAUAAUACAGGAAAUAUUUAUUUAGUUGUUUGAAAAAGGUUUUAAAUAAUAAUAACCACUGUUUACAUUAGAGAUUUACCACUUCCGGUAGAUCGAGGGGGAAAAAAUGGCCACGACUUGGCAACCUUGAAUUUUUAGUCACACGGUUCAAGCUCUCAUAAAUUUUGGGGACGAUCUAUACUCUUUAAAAUAAGUGUUUCUGCUUUUAAAAUAUAUAAUCUAUGCGAACAAGUAAUUUCCAAGUCCGAACGCGAUUUGAAAAAAAAAAUAUAGCACAGCAAACUCACUUACCCCACGUCAACUUUCCAAUUAAUCGUCUCAGCAAGGUCAGAUUUCCACUUAAUUCAUACCCUCGUAACCGGCAUGCAUCGCAGAUUUAAAUAAAACCAAGGAGAGUCCUCUAUUUUUAGAAAUGACGCAAAACAACACUAAUCACCAAGAUCUACCGAAAACGAAAAGCGCCUGCUGAUCACAGCGAUCGCCGCUCGGCAGGCCUCGUUUUUCUAUCGCGGGCGGCGAAAGUAUUGGAGUGCCUACAAUGUAAGAAUAGUUGCUUAAAUAGCCCUUCCAAACGGAACAACUGGAUUUUUUCUUGGCCGAAGCUCAAAUGGUAGAUUACCCACUCUAGCCCUAGUAAAAAAAAAGGGGGUAAUGCAUAGAGAUGCCGCCAUGACAUCAUUUGCAUUUUUAUUAAAUAAAGAUGCAGUGAAUUAGGGUUCAGGUUAAGUUUAGGGAUAUAUUUAGUUAGGUUUCGUGACAGAAUUAAGGUGGCCAUGUGGCGCCAUCUCUAUGCAUUUACCAAAAAAAGUAUAGAGUAGUCCUGAUUACCCAUGCAAAUUAAUCAGGCCUUAAAUGCCUUAAUUAUAAUUGGCUACAUUAUGACACACGUCACACAGGGUUAGUACAAUGUAAAUGUACUGUACAUUCAACAGACUUUUAGGUCAACUUCAGAAACUGUUUUAAUAGACAAUAAUACAGCUCUUAUUAAAACCCAUUUUCUCUGUAACAAUUAUUUCAUGGAAAAAAAACUUUAUAACCCUAUUUACUUGAAAGAUAAAUUAAUUUAAUUUCUUUUUUUAUUUUAUUGCUUAGAUUUUCAACUUCAAAACAAACACUAACUUGGAAUCCUGAAACAUUUUUCACAAGGUAAGUUUGUAGCUGUAAUCUUUCUAUAGCCUAUAUGGGCAGACAAUUGUAGUAGAAAUCUCUUACAACCGCAUGUAAUGUCUGAAGACUGUUGUUGCUCAUGCAAGGAAGCAGGCAUUUUUGGAUAACACAAAGAUGUCUAGAUUGAUUUAAUCCAGAUUGGCUGAUUCCCUCCAUAUUAAAAAAAUUCAAUUUGGUCUGUAGGCCUAUAUGAAUAUUUCAAUAAAUUAAUUGCCUUUAUGUUAAAGUAUUUUUUGGCCUACAAUAUUUAAGACUUAAAAAAAAAUUCUUACAUAUAAUUUUCUUGUCUAAUUCAAGAAUGUUUCCUGUUUUAUUUUAUGAUAGCUCUAACGAUACCCUUGGAAAAAAUCCUAGACUCUUGUUUGAUAUUUCUAAGGCAACAAACUAUGAAUUAUGUUGAGUUUGUUUACAAAUUUAUUCUUGGCAAACUUUGAAUUUUUUUUCCAUCAGUUUACUCAGUGGGCGAAUUUCUUCAGACAGAGAUGAAACCGGUGCUGUAAGUAGAUGUUUACUAAUGACUAUUAAGUUGAUAUUCGACUUUUGUAUAUUAAGUAGAUCUUUGACUUUUGUUUAUAAAGAAUAAUUUUGACUUUUGUAUAUUAAGCAGAUGUUUGACUUGUGACAAUAAAGUAUAUUUUGUAUUAUUUAUUUAUUUAAUACUGUUGAUCCUGCCCAUGUUUAGUAGUGCUAAUUAAGAUAAACAGGAUCAUUUUAAAUAGAUGAGGAAAAAGCUGUAACAAACAACCUGACACCCCAAUGAUCACCAACCUGACACCUCAAUGAUCACCAAUCUGAGACCUCAAUGAUCACCAAUCUGACACCCCAAUGAUCACCAAUCUGUCACCCCAAUGAUCACCAAUCUGUCACCUCUAUGAUCACCAAUCUGACACCCCAAUGAUCACCAAUCUGUCACCUCUAUUAUCACCAAUAUAUUUCUCUUGUUGUUUUAGAUUUUCAUUGACAGAGAUCCCAAGCUUUUUUCUGUUAUCCUCAACUUUCUCCGAACUAAAGAAAUCCAAUUAAGGUAGGUUUAUUAAGUCAUUAGUGGAAAGAUAUUCUCUCCUAACGCCUCAAUGUGAACUUGGCACAUUAUUGAACAGCAUUAACAUUCAGAUUGAAUGAAUUUCUUUUUUAUUUUUAUUUCAUUUUCUUACUUAAUGUUUAUGUUAAAAAAUUAUUUUCAGAAAUGUCGACUUAUCAGCUCUCAGACACGAGGCAGAAUUUUAUGGUAUCAAUGCUCUAGGUGAGGUUUAUGCCUUAUAAAUUGUAGCCACCUUUUGUUAUUUGAUGGCUGAUUAUUACCAGCUCUAAAAGAAAUUUUACUUCAACUGCACUUUUUUCACCAAAUACGAAACUGCUAGCAUACUUUGGGGGGGGGGGGGGGGGGGGGGGGAGAGAGUGUGUGUAAAGGGGCAUAAUACUUGACUAGUGACUUAUAUCAUGCUAAUAGUGUGUGUACUUGGGAACACAUUUCUUCCUAUAUCUGGGUGCUUGAAAGACAUAUUUCACCACUGAUAUAAAGGUAUUAAUAAAGCCAGCAGCAGACUUUCCUCUUUGAAACAAUGUUGUAUUUUUUAAAGAAAAAUUUUAGUUGUACAUGUGGGCCUCUACAUAGAAUGGUUACACCAUGGAAAACUGAAUCUUACAAGUUGCAUGCUUGAAGUAAUAUUUCUAUCUUCAGUGGGACGCCUUGCAUUAUGUGAAGAUUUAGACCACUCAUCUUGUGGUGAUGUUUUGUUUCAUGGAUAUUUCCAGCCUCCAAGUAAGUCAAUUCAUCAUUUUUAAUUUACAAUAGUUGAUUUAUUUAGCUCAAUAAUUUAUUUGGAUUAAUAAAGAAUAUCUAAUCUUAUUCAAUUUAAUUGCUUUUCAUAAUGUAAAAUAUUAAUUUGUUGUAUUAAAAAAAUUGCUUGUGUUUCCUUCAUUAGCGUGUCUGAUGGGUCGGAUCCAUCGGAUGCAAUUGUUGUUUUUUUAAUUAAAGUGGAUUGAGGAAUUAUCUCAGAUAAAUUGAACAUUUUAAAUUUGAUGUUUGCUUCAGUACCUCCCUUACAGACCUCCUCCAAUCUGCGCCAUUCUGUUGUUAGUGUGGAGGGUGGAGACACUAACAGAGCAAGUGGGGCAUCACACGGACAACCAAGGUAGGUGGAAGCUCAGAAGCUCAGGGAAAAUUCGAGGAUGAGAAAUUCUGCAACAACGAAAUCGUGUGUACUGACAUCAAAAAAAAAUAAUUGACGAUUCAAAACCUGCAGAAUCGGCUUCUGCUCUGAACAUAUUCAAUAGUGACCUGCAGUAAACUGCUUUCUAAUUGCUGUCUAAAAUUCACAAAGUAGGCAAUCCUGGAAGACCUGCUGUCUCGGCCUGCACUUUCCCUAAAGAACAGAUCUCAGAAUUUCUUGAUGGGAUAAUCCAGAUUUUUUGUAAUUUCUUUACCCAUAUAUAUUAAGGACACCAACCACGCUUUUAAAACAUUUAAUGCCUUAAACAUUACACAGAAUACAAAACAAGUACUGUUUUUACUUGACGUCUGCUCCUUGUGCAAGUCAAUUCCUCAAAAACAAACCACAUCCAUCAAUUCAUACUGACACCCUUUUCCAACCGCCUGAACUCGUCCUGACCCUCAACUCUUUUGAAUUUAAUGGUCAUUUAUUUGACCAAAUUAGUAGUGUGGCCAUGGGUACCAAAAUGAGCCCUAGUUAUACCUGCCAUUUUAUGGGCCACUUUGAAUACAUGGUAGAGAAGCCAUAUACUGGCCAUAACCAAUAAUUUUUCAGAUGAUUCAGUGAUGAUGUCAUUGGCAUCACUAUCAUGGAAACAAGGGAAUUCCAACAACUUAUUGAUUUUCUAAGCUCAUUACAUCCCUUUAAUAAAUUUAAUGCACAAAUCUAUAAGAACUUUGUGAACUUUCUGGACAUGACCCUUAUCGUAAAGUAUCAUCAAAUACUCCUUGCUGACCCUGACUUUAACAGGGUACUCUCACCCCUCCAUUAAUUGUUUUCAGAGGGGAUAAAAAUUAUGUGACUUUCUGGUUCAUAGUCACCUUCCAGCUGAACCGAACCUUCUUACAUUGGGACUAAACCAUGUUUAAGAAGACCCUAUGUAUUGGAAACAAAACACAUUAGCUUCCCUAAGGGGACCUUUACCAUCAAAGAGGGCUUCAAAUUUAAUAGUCGAAAUGUGAUCUAUGUGAGCAUUUUCCCAAGAUGCUACUCCUUUUACAUAAGUGAUAUUGGGAAGAAGGCUACCUGAGUAGGUUCAGCAAACGUCUUUGUGAAAUUGAACAAAACAAGCCAUCCUUGGUCUCAUCCCAUUUCAAGGGAGGUGAACACAACGGCACAUCAGAUGCAUCCGGACUCUUAUUUCUUGCACUAAUACAGCUGCUAGACUGAAGAAUGAAAUCAAAUUAUUUAGGAUUUUCUGCAACACAGAUUAUGCAAUCAGUUAAAUGCUCUCUUAUGAGUGGUUCUCAAUCUCCCUCCAAUUGUAUUUUCAUUGUUGGUUGGUACGCACCACAGAAUUAUGUGGGAUGCACGUUUUGGUUUUGAACAACUCUGCUUUCAAACAGACGGAGAGAACUACAUUUUGAUCAGAAUCUUCAAACACAUAAGUUUUUUUAUUUCUAUUUUUCAAGUCUUAUUUUGUCUUGCCUGCUGAAGAAGGCAUUUAGCCGACAUGUCCUUGUAAUUGUCAUGUUUAUUUUUUUCAACCGCAAACACAUCUCGUUCCAGUAUUUAUUUAAUGUAUUUAUCUAUUCACAUAGUUUUUGUGUUCCCUUUCGACAAGAGUAGUAACACUAAUCUGAACGAUUGAUACAAAAAUCAAUAAGUUCAAUAAAAUUUUAGUACCAGUAAUCAUAAACAUAUUUUGAUAUGAACUAAUUUUAUCCUCAUUUUGUUCAUAUCCCAUUUGUACUAGAAUAUCAUCAUUUUGUUCAUAUACCAUUUGUGUUAGAAUAUCAUCAUUUUGUUCAUACAUAAUUUGUGAUAGAAUCUUAUCAUUUUGUUCAUAUACCAUUUGUGCUAGAAGCUCUUCAGGAGAUCGGAUAGGUGCCUCAAACAGACAAGCAUCAACUGGUCCAGCUCCUUCACAGGGUCAAGGACAGUCCAAAAAUACACUAACUGAAUCCUUGCUAUCUAGUCAAAAUCCUGUUAAUCCACAGAAUAAUCCAGGUGAAUGCUGCAUGAGAAAUAUUUAUGUCUGCCAUCAGUCUUAAACUCAGUCUGUUAUGAGUCUUACACUCAGUCUGUCAUCAGUAUUACACUCAGUCUUUCAUCAGUCUUACACUAAGUCUCACAUCAGUAUUUCAAUACAUGUCUUACACUCAAUACAUGUCUUGCACUCAUUUACCUGUAUUACAUGUUCAAAUUUCAUAGUAAUAACAUUUGAUGCUGAACUGCAUUUAAAAUGACUUGCUAAACUACUGACUUGUCUCUAUGCCCAGCUGUGAUGGACCCUCUAAGGGUGACGAUGCUGAGAGGUCAUCAGAACUGGAUCUGUGCAGCUUACCCCCAUUUUGUGUGUUGCUACAGGUUAGUGCUGUUGCUUGCCUUUAAUAAAAGCUUUAGCUUAUGGUACCGGUACCAUACGAUCACUCAGCAGAUUUUUCCCUGAGCUUCUUCGCUGGCUAGCUGUUGCCAUAUGAAUUGCGAGAUUUCUGUGACCACUGGCGACUUGCUGGAUGAAAAAACCGGUCGGCCAAGAGGUGUUAUUCUCAUGGUUUUGUUAACAGUUUAUAUUGUAGGCUGGCAAUAUACAAACACAAGACUGUCAUAAGUUAUCAGUGUGCAUACAUGGUCAAUAGUUGAAAGGCCUUUUUAACAAAAUAUUGGUAGUCUUCUAGGCAUAUUUUGUUGUUCCAAGAUUAAAAUUUGUGAAGUAAAUUUCAAGUUUGAUUUUAUUUGAGCAGCCAAAAGAAAUUAAAGAAACUAUGGCUGGAGGAACCAUGACCCUUUUUUUUUUUUUUUUUUUAAAUGGAAUUAAUUAGCUAAAGAAUUUUGUAAUGUACUUUUUUUUCCCCCUUCAUGGGUGGCUGAUCACUUAAAUGUGGGGAAUAUCCUCACGUGAUCCUAAUUAAUUAAUUUAGUGCUUUAAUAUACCCACUUCCCCACCAACCAGGCAAGACAAUGUUUAACAGUUUUAUUGUGGUUACAUGAUUAUUUAUUCAAUUUUUAGAGUGCACAUCUAAAAGAAAAAGCUGCAUGUAUUCUUUUAAAGAGCCGUAGGCUCAGGUUGCUGACCCCUGUGCCAGGUUGCUGACCCCUGCAAUAGGUUGCUGACCUCUGCUCUAGGUUGCUGACCCCUGCCCUAGGUUGCUGAUCCCUGUGCUAGGCUGCUGACCUCUGCACUAGUACAUAAAUAUGUAUAAAAGUUCUGCAUCAGAAGCCAUAGUUGUGCCUGCUCAAUUUGUAAUCAACUAUGUGGAUUAUCACUGUCAGUCAUGACUUUCUGCUGAUUGCAACCAUCAACAAACAGCAUCUGACUCUCAACUUUGAUUUAUACCUGAGAUUUGUGGCUGAAACAAAUCAGCAGUGUGAACGUACUUUUCUGGGUCAGCUUGUGCUUUAUAGGGGAUCAAUUAUCGACUUUACAAUAGUCACUAAAAUUGUAUUUUGUAAAAACACUGUUUGUAAUCAGCUUAAAUCAGUUUGUUACAAACCUCAGGAUAAAACGCUCCACUGGCAAAAAUCUCUUUUUGCAAAAUAAAAGAUUCUAUUGCCUAAAAUCUAUUGUUACAGAAUGAAAGAUUCUACUGGCUGGCAUUUACUCUGGACAAGCCAACACAUGGACAGCCAGGUGGAACGCGUUGCUCUCAAUGCUAAAGUUGUCAGUUCCAAUCAAGAGAAUUCCAACAGCAAGAUGGUCGCAGCAUCUUCUGGUUCAACAGUGUGGUUGUGGGCAGUUUGGGAUGAUGGAGAAAGUAGACAAAUAGGUGAGUAGAUUAGUGGAGAACACAAACAAAUAGGUGAGUAGAUUAGUGAAGAAAGUAGACAAAUAGGUGAGUUGAUUAGUGGAGAAAGUAGACAAAUAGGUGAGUAGAUUAGCGGAGAAAGUAGACAAAUAGGUGAGUAGAUUAGCGGAGAAAGUAGACAAAUAGGUGAGUAGAUUAGUGGAGAACGCAAACAAAUAGGUGAGUAGAUUAGUGGAGAAAAUAGACAAAUAGGUGAGUAGAUUAGGGGAGAACACAAACAAAUAAGUGAGUAGAUUAGUGGAGAAAGUAGACAAAUAGGUGAGUAGAUAAGUGGAGAACCCAAACAAAUAGGUGAUUAGAUUAGUGGAGAAAGUAAACAAAUAGGUGAGUAGAUUAGUGGAGAAAGUAAACAAAUAGGUGAGUAGAUUGGCUAAUUUAAUAGCUCAUGAAAAUAAAUGCAUAGAGUCAUUAGAGUGCAGUGGAAAUUGAAAAUAUUCUUGGCCUUUCCCGGUCAAGUCAUAGUUUGUGUCGAUAAUUAAGCCCAGGUCUGUGGUCAUGUCGAAGGGAAGAGUAUCAGAUUGUUUGGUUUUGAGAUCAGUUAAACUUAUGUCAUGUAGCAAUCAAUGGGAGAAUCAUACAAAGUGGAGCAACUAUUGAAUACUCCAUAACUGAGCUAGUGUUAUAGUAAUAUGGGAAACACCAAAUUAUGGGGAAUCCCCCACCUGAAUCGACUUGAGUUGAUUGAUGUUUGCUGAACUUGCCUUGCAGGUGUGUUUGACCUCCACGUCUCUGUAGAUAACUUAUUUUUUAUUGGGAGUCAGCUGGUGGCUCUCAGCCGGACAGGAAAGGUUGGAGUCUGGCACUCUAUGACUCAACAUUGGCAGGUAAGUCUUCCUUAAAGAAACGUGGAUUUCUAAAGGUGUCUAUCUUUGGAAGUAACAUGUUUUUUGUAAGGUAUCUGGGGUGGUACCAUUUGUUUUGCUCUGAAUUUCACUAAAUUUAUUGCAUAGAAUUUGAUUAUUGAUAUCAAAAUACACUUUUUCUUGUUUCUGAAGCAAGUUUACUUAACUGUACACUAUGUAGUAAAACAAUAAAUAUUUGAUGUCCCUCAUUUCUCCCCUGCAUGUCACUCUUUCCCCCCCCCCUUCUUUCCCCCAUGUGGACAGAUUCAGGAUGUGGUUCCUAUAACAAGUUAUGACACAGCUGGAUCUUUCCUUCUACUUGGCUGCGAGGAUGGCUCUAUUUACUACAUAGGUACACUUGUUCUAUCUACUACAUAGGUACACUUGUUCUAUCUACUACAUAGGUACACUUGUUCUAUCUACUACAUAGGUACACUUGUUCUAUCUGAUCAUGACACAAUUCUAAUGAACUGAAUAAAAUACUAACUUUUAUCGUGAUUAUGUUUCUGUGACCUAGAUAUGCAGAAGUUCCCAUUGCGUAUGAAGGACAACGAUCUACUUGUGACAGAGUUGUACAGUGAUCCAGCAUGUGACAUGGUGACAGCGCUCAGUGUUUACCUGACUCCUAAAACCAGUAAGCAAAUGGAAUUUCAUGUAUGUAUUAUCAACCAGAAUAUGGCCGAGGUAUUUAUUAUUAACCAGAAUAUGGCACAGGUAUUUAUUAUUAACCUGAAUAUGGCCCAGGUAUUUAUUAUUAACCUGAUAAUGAUGAAAAUAAGUUCAAUUUAUUCCAUGUUAUUACUACAGCUCUAAGUGGCAAUUGGAUUGAAAUAGCUUACGGAACAAGUUCUGGAACAGUCAGGGUUAUUGUUCAGCACCCCGAGACGGUAGGACAUGGACCGCAGCUGUUUCAAACAUUCACUGUUCACCGCAGCCCUGUCACCAAGGUCAUGCUGUCAGAAAAACAUUUAGUUUCAGGUAGGGCAAGGGAAUGAUUAAUAACAAUAUUUUUUGAGUCACAAAGUCUGAUGUUUGAAUGAUGAUCAUAAUAUUUAGUUGAGUUACAAAGUUUGAUGUUUGAAUGAUGAUCAUAAUAUUUAGUUGAGUUACAAAGUCUGAUGUUUGAAUGAUGAUCAUAAUAUUUAGUUGAGUUACAAAGUUUGAUGUUUGAAUGAUGAUCAUAAUAUCUAGUUGAGUUACAAAGUUUGAUGUUUGAAUGAUGAUCAUAAUAUUUAGUUGAGUUACAAAGUCUGAUGUUUGAAUGAUGAUCAUAAUAUUUAGUUGAGUUACAAAGUCUGAUGUUUGAAUGAUGAUCAUAAUUCAAACAACCUGAUUCUUUGAUAUUGACAGUUUGUUCAGAAUACAACCACGUGAGGACUUGGAAUGUGACCAGAUUUCGUGGAAUGAUUUCUACACAGCCUGGCUCCACGCCACUGGCUUCAUUUAAAAUUGUUUCAUUGGAUGACAUGGAUCCUCUGAUCAGUUACUCAGCAGGAAAUGAUUUUGGUAUGGCUGAAAGAAUAGACAUUGAUUUUACUCAAACUUAUCUUACAUAAAUCCACUAAUGACAAAAGUGAUUAUAAUUGUAUAUUUAGUUUAAAACUUUGAAAUCUGGAGUUAAGUGGACUUAAGUGCCAAUCACUCAUCAGUGCUAACUUUGAUUACAACAUUGCAAUAUGGUCUAUAUCAGAUGUGGGCAAUCUUUGGCCCACAUGCCAUGUGCGGUCUGUUGAAAUAUUUAAUGCAGCAUGAAGGACCUUACGGGAACUGGGUUAAUGUUUCACUAGCUACACUAUUUAUUAUUUUCACUAUAUUAAAAGAUUCUUUAAUUUAUUAUUUUCCAUUUAUUAAAAGUGUAUUUAAUUUUUUGUCUAAAAAUAUAUCAUUUAUGGCACUAAAAUUAUUCAUUAUUUUCAGUUAUUAAAAAAACGAGUUUAGUUUAUUUUCUUGAACUCUAGCCCCCUAUAAAAAUUAGUUUAGUUUAUUUUCUUGAACUCUAGACCCCUGGAAAAUUAGUUUAGUUUAUUUUCUUGAACUCUAGACCCCUAGAAAAUUAGUUUAGUUUAUUUUCUUGAACUCAAGACCUCACGAAAAUUAUCAUGCAGCCAAAACCCAAUCAAUUUCCAUGCAACCCUCCGCACAAAAAUGUUUUCCCACCCUUGGUCUAUGUACUUCUUAUCUCCUUAGGACCAUUUGGUGAGCAAGAUGACCAACAGUUAUUUGUGCAGAAGGUAGUGUCCAACACCGACCAGUUGUUUAUCAGACAAAGCUCUACUGGACAAAGGUUAGUCAGAUAUUGUAAAAAACUGUAAAUAAGAUUAUUAUAAAUAAUACUGAAAUCAGUCUUAUCAUUUAUGUGGUAACUUCCGUAUUCAUGGUCAUCAUUAAUAAUUUCAUUUUUUAACUUUUUUUUUAUUGUUAGCUAAAAACAAAACAUAAUUAUUUAUAAAUAGGAGAAUUUAACAGUAAAAUGUCAAACACAAUAAGUGCUGUUUAACUUAGUUUUUGUCCAUGAAGAAUCAAAGUUCAAAGAUGAUGUUAGUUGUCCUAUAACGGUGUGAAAUAGAUUUUGUCUUACAAUGGUGUAAUAAUAUAUGAUCAUAAACAAAGGUCUGCAUUCAAGUUGUGUGAAGGACAUAGUGGAACAAUCUAACGUUGAAGCUUGAAAUGAAAAGAAAGGACAAUGAAAGUGGAAUGUUUCAGCAAAAAGCCUUCUUCAGCUGACAGGGCAAAACAAGAACAAAGAAAUAUAAAACACUGUAAUUAUAUAUCUUGUUUUCACUGAUCUCUGUGAGCUUUGAUAGAGCUUAAGGCAGUGCAUAAAUGUUCCUUUGUCUUUGACAGAAUCUGUGUGAUUAGAUCGGUAGACAGCAGCACCAUCAGCUCAUUCUGUGUUCAUGAAUGUGAGGGUUCCAACAGGAUGGGAUCUUGUCCUAGGAGAUAUUUGUUUACUGGUCACAACAAUGGAAGCAUUCAGGUAAGCAUGUUCAGUUGAAUGUUUUCAGGCAAAUGUGUUCAACAGAAUGUGUUCAGGUAGGCAUGUUCAUGGAAGGCAUUCAGGUAAGCAUGUUCUGUUGAUGGCAUUCAUGCAAGCAUGUUCUGUGUUCCCUGGCGUAGUGAUAGAAGAUUAUGCUACAUUAACUUAAAGUAAGUAAUCAAGUUACAAUUUGAGGCUUCAAAUUCUAAUAAUAGGAGUUGAACAGCAAUUCUUGAACAAGCUAACUUUAUAUAUAUUUAUUUGACACCAUUUUAUUUGCUUUAUUUGUCCAUGACCAAUUUGACAAAAUGAAGUUCAUGACCAAAUGACUUUCAUUUUAUUUCUUGUUUUUAGAUGUGGGACCUAACAACAGCUUUGGAUUUGUAUAAACAGUCAGACAAAGGUAAUCUGGCUAUCCGUAGAGUUCCUCACACCAUAGGCUAUGACACCUAGUUAAACUAAGUGUAAGUUUAAAGUUAUGUUGGAUUCUAAAAUGUGGAGCCUAACAACUGCUUUGGAUUGGUAUAAACAGCUCGACAAAGGUAAUCUGGCUGUCCGUAGGGUACUCCAGGGGUAAUAACAUAAAGAUAGGGUAUUUUCUUUCUUCAAUAUUUCAAUGAGACGUGACCAAAGGAUUGACCUAACACCCUGUGUGCCCUGUUGUUGGUUAAAAUGUGGAUAAUUCAAAUGCCUAUGAUUUCACACUCUUUUGUUUUGUUUGACAGGCAAGCUGGAGUCUGGCCCCACAGCUACUGAACUGGUCAGACUGUUGGAGCAAGUGGACCUCAGCUCGUCCCAGUGGUCCAGUCCUUGUGUCAGCCCAUCCCCCUCCCUCCUGGUGGGACCUGGCAGCCUGCCACUCGGCGCACGUUUGUCUGCUUCUGCCAGCAAAUGGAAUCCCUCCAGGGCGAGCGUAUGCCAUGCAAGCUUAGAUGCAGAAUUGGACGCAACUCUAAAAGUGAGUUAACAUUUAAUUAACAUGACACUUUUUUGAUCUGAUGGCAAAAAAAUUUAGUAGUACCCCAUAGUCAAUUGAGUCAUUUAACUAGUAAAAAUAUUUUACCAAUGUUAUAAAUGUUAGACAGGUCAGGUCAGUGACCAAUGUCAUAAAUGUUAGACAGGUCAGGUCAGUGACCAAUGUCAUAAAUGUUGGUCAGGUCAGUUCAGUGACCAAUGUUAUAAUGGGAGAAAGCUUUUUACUGUUGAAAACCAUACAGAGCAGCUAAGGAACGAAGUAAAUAGGUAGUAGCAUUUUUUAUCCUUCGUAUGCGAAGAUGACCAAUGCUUCGACUUGAGUAGUAUCUUAGAAUUGAGCUCAAUUCGCCAGUUCCCAUCCUCUCAUCCUUGCCUAUUUGUUACAAUGGGCUCGGAUAAAAUUAACAAGCUAUUUAUUUAAAUAAACAUUGAUUAAAAUCCAAUUGUUUAACUUUUAAAACUCCCAUUUUCUGUUGUUUGACCAGUUGAUUGAUGAAGAUGAGGCUGCUCAAAGUGCCAAAGGCACCGCAACAAGACCAACUCAGAACCAAGAAAACAAUGAGUUCAGAGUUCAGAAAGCGUCCAACUAAUAAGAAGUAAUGAGGGAUUUACAGUAACGUACAGGUCUUCAAUUUCAAUUCAACUCCAGAGAGAAAUAAUUGACACGGUGACCAUGUUAGAAUAAUUGCCAACUUGGAAAUAUUAUGUUUUCCUAGUAACUGCCAAUUGAAGUUACUGUGCAUAUUUUCUAGAACAUAAUAAAUGUUUGCGAUUUGCAAUGAUAAAAAUGAUGUAUUUUUGACAUUUCAGUGACUGACCUAGAAAGGAAUAUAGAUUUACUGGCAAUCAAUCGGUUGUCAAAUGUAGGCAACAUCAGGGUUACUCUUGUCUCUGUAUAUAUUUUAUGUGCAAUUUUUGCAACAAUGGCUUCUUGAAAUAAAUAAUUCACAUGUUAAUACUUGAUAGCUUAUAAGAAUGUGCAAUGGUGCUUGAUCUAAAGUCACGUUAAUUUAUUGAAUACACUGAUUACGAUAAUCUUAUUUUACGUUGUUGUUUUUUUUUGUUGUUGUUUUCUUACUAGUGUAAAAAAAAAAAAUUUUUUUAAAAAAGGACUUGAUCAAUGGAGCUAUUCAUUUUAGCUUUAAUUUGAUGAAGUAUUCUAUAUUCUUUUAAAUGCUGGUUGUUUAAUGGUCUGUAGAAGACAAGUUCAGGGUAUUAGGAAGAGCAGGUCCAGGGUCUAUUGAAGGGUAGGUCCAUUUCUAUUGAAGUGCAGGUCCAGGAUUUUUUUAUUUUAAAAUAUGGCGAAACAGGGAUACACUGAGCCCUAUACUGUGUCUGUGUGGGAUAUUGUCAACAUUUAUUUACUACCAUAGGAUCUGGGUCAGCAAUACACAGCCGUGGGACUUAUCUAGUCUGUGGUUUCUAUUCAAUACGAGCAAGCCAAACCAGUUUUGUUUUGUGGAAAUAUUUUGUUUAUAUUUGAAGCUCUAUGUUUAAAUGUAUUUAGAUUAACUAAAGCAAGACAAUGCUGACUGUGCAUAAAGAGCGAGACUGGUUGACUGUUUUGUUGUCUGCUAGUAGAAAAUUAGGUACUAAAAAAUAAACAUAUUUUGGAUGUUUAACCUCUAUUUCCAAUGAAUUUGUGUUUUUUAAAAAUAUUGACAAUUCAUUUAGAAUGCUAUAUUUAAAUCAAUUAUGCAAAAUCAGAAACAUUAUUUUAAUUAUGGUAACAAAACAAAUUAUUUUAGGGGCUUCAUAUUGGAGAAACAGAAAUAAUCUUUCUUUGUA
Molecule: messenger RNA, 16426 nt
Organism: Lymnaea stagnalis (great pond snail)
Lineage: Eukaryota; Metazoa; Mollusca; Gastropoda; Lymnaeidae
Source: the annotation of a GenBank genome assembly